GAGAGAGAGAGAGAGAGAGAGAGAGAGAGAGAGAGACAUUAACUCGUCCCUGUGUAGUAAAGCUCCAUUAAGCUGCUGCAGCUACCUGCGGGCAUCACACACACACACACACGCAGCGCGCGUGCGCGCGACUGUGCAUGUGCGUGAUCUUCCACCUUUCAGCGCUUUGCAUUUUUUACCUGCAGUGGACAUCACGCACUGUCACGCGUGCACGCACCCCUGUCCGCGCACACUCGCGCAGGCACGCAGCAGCACCGAGGGAGCGAUCAAUACACUAAAAGCCCGGAGAGGAUAAAGCGAAGCGGAGGAGCGGCAGGGAGGAGAACCGGAGGAGAACCGGAGGAGAACCGGAGGAACAGGCAGGAAUAAUGAAGCUCGGCCGCCAUGUCUAAAGCGACGGUGAAGAAGCUGCACUGGCGCUCGAAGGUCCAGGAGAGCUUCGUCCCGCUGGGCGGCGCCUCCGGAGAGCUUGGUCUGGCCAUUGGGGGCGGGGCUGACUACGGCGAGUUCCCGUUUGUCACAGUAGCCCACGGGGGCGGGGCCACAGUGGGUGAUAUCAUCUUAGAGAUUGGGGGCACGCCCGUGUUAGGGAUGACGCUCGGUGAUGUCAGAGGUGUCCUCAACUCCUGUCCUCAUCCAAUCAGAAUCAAGACGGUCUCACCAGGGUCGUCCCUCUGUAAGGACCUCAGGUUGUACCUCAGCAAGUGUUUCACUCCGGGCUCCAUGGACAGUCAGCUGCAGCAGCUCAUCAGAGAGAACCUGUACCUGCGAGCUGUCCCCUGUACGACCCGGCAGCCUCGGGACGGAGAGAUUUCAGGUGUGGACUACAACUUUGUGUCCAUCGAGGAGUUCUUCUCUCUGGAGGAGUCUGGAGCUCUGCUGGAGAGCGGCAAGUUCAAAGGGAACUACUAUGGGACGCCCCGCCCAGUCCACAUCGGCCCAGAAAGUCCACCAAUCACGUACCAGGAACACCGAAACCUGCUGAGGAACUUCAGGACGAGGAGCAAAUCUCUGAGCAACCUGGAGAAAGCUGUGGAGGAAGGAGACAACAGUGAGGAGGACAGUGGACUGUCAGCGGGUUCAGCUGGAGCCCCGCCCACCACCCUGCCUCUCAGCCAAUCAUGGGAGUCUGCAGCGGGGAGUCGGGAAGGAACAGAGAAUGGAGUAGGAGGAAGAGGAGUCAGUAGAGGAGGAGUCGGAGGAGGAGGAGGAGGUCCACUGCCUGAAAACUGGGAGCUGGCCUUCAGUGAGUCAGGAGAGCCGUACUACAUCGAUCAUAACUCAAAGACGACCAGCUGGCUGGAUCCUCGAGCUCAGAAAGAGACGACUCCUUGUACAGAACUCCCAGAGUUCACGGAGCAGCCCAGUCAGCUGAAGGGUUACUCCAUCCACACUCGGCUGUCGAAAGGUCCUCGAGGAUUCGGGUUCAACAUCGUCGGAGGAAGUCGUCCCCGUGAGUUUCUCCAGGUGUACAGCGUCACACCUGGAGGACCACCAGCACUAAACACAGCUGACAUCCUGGUCUAUAUCAACGACAGCUGCGUGUUGGGUCGCUCUCAUAAAGAGGUGGUGGAGAUGCUGAAGUCGGUGCCGAUGGGUCAGAGUGUGGACGUGGUGCUGAGGAGAGGAUACCCGAUGCUCUACAACCCUGAUGGAUGUCCUAAACAGAGUCUGGAGACGCCACAGACUCCCAGUGAGACCUCCAACCCCCCCAGCGUGAGCCGCGGCCCGACACACCUCACCUACAGCCGAACGCUGGAUGCCAACGGCAGCACACCAGUGAGCCAGACUCCGCCCUCCUACGUGGCUCAGCCAAUGACAAACGGGCUAACAGGUCCGCCGACACCCACCUCCUCUGACCCCCCACUGGGUCCGCCACCCCCUCCAGAGAGGACAGCAGCCAAUCACAGUGACUCUGACGGCGGCCUGUCCAGCGCUGGAACACGAAGGUCAUCUCUGAUUCGCUACAACAGCAGCACUCUCCCCGCCCUCUCCUCCUCCUCCCUCCUCCACCAUCAGAGCUCCAAGUCUUCAGAGAGUGAUUUGUCCACGUCCACACUCCCAAACUCCUGCUCAACACUCCCCAUCACGUCCUCGUCCUCCCACACUCUGUCCAAACUACCCCUCUCUCAGCCAGAGACGGGCCUCCUGCAGAACUCCACCAGCCCCACCUCCUCCUCCACACCUCCCGGUGCUCCUGUGCAGCGUCCACCGAUGCCCCAGACCUCCCUCGCCCUGACCCCACCCAGAGACGUCCCGCCCUGCGGCUUUAACGGGUGUCCGGCCAAUCACCAAGCGCCCUCCCCGUCCUCCCGUGGAAACCCUGGGCUGGUGCUCCCCCUCGCUGCAGGGUCGCCUGGGUCAGCUCCUGGCGGGGAGCUCGUACCGGUGGCCCUCGGGCGCAGCGAGAGCGGCGGGCUGGGGUUUAGUGUGACAGCGGGGGGGCAAGGAGGUCAGCUGGCGGUGGUGAGGAGGGUGUGGGAUCGACGGCACUGCCCCUCGCUGCAGCCGGGCGACGCUAUAGUGAAGAUCAACGGCGCUGACGUUCAGAGCCUCAGCUUCUCCCAGGUCCAGAGGAUCCUGCAGGAACACACCAAACAGGGAGAGGUGGUGCUACUGGUGUUCAGAGGAGGUCCCGCCUCGUCUCCAGUUGUCACUCCCAACCUCUACAAGCCCCUCCCCUCCCCUCAUGGCCCGGUCACCCCCCCCUCCUCGCACCCCCGGACUUUAGCUGACUUGUCUUCCCCAUCCACCGGUGCCUUGGUCGGGGGCGUACCCCCACUCAACCAGGCCGGGUUGGCCCCUGAGAGUCCCCAGGAACCCCACCAAGGGGCCCCUCCUGCUCAGACACCUAACGGGCCCCCAGCCUCGGCCCUCAUCCAGAGCACCAGCUUCCUGGACUCGGUUCCUGUGACGCUGACCUUGGAGCCACGUGAUUUGCUGGGAGUAGAGGAGAGCGCCGGUGGGCCUCCUCCCAUCAGAGGGGGAGGAGCACUGGGAGCUGUGGCCAAGGACGGGAGAGGAGGAAUCAAAGCGUCGGAGGUGGAGCUGAGGAGGCGGCCAGGAGAAGGUUUCGGAUUCGUCAUCGCCUCUCAGGAAGUGACUAACGGAGCCCCCUCCCUGAUGUCUCACCGGUUCGUGACGGUGCGUCGCGGCAGCCCAGCAGCUCGCAGCGGGCAGAUUCAGCCUGGAGACCAGCUGGAGGCGGUGGAGGGUCGGCCGGUCGGAGGUCUGCAGCAUCGGGACCUCGCCCAGAUCCUGAGGAGAGCCGGGAACACGCUGAGACUGAGCAUCACACCCCGACACCACUCUUCUCUGUCAGAAGGAGCAGACCUGGAUAUCGAUGGUCGGUUGAUGAAAGGAUCCAGAGGGAGGUCAAAGGAUGAGUCCAGGUUCUACAGUGUCGAUCUGGAACGAGGUCCUACAGGUUUCGGGUUCUCUCUGAGGGGGGGCAGCGAGUACAACAUGGGACUGUAUGUACUGGGACUGAUGGAGGGGGGGCCGGCCCAACGCAGCAACAAGAUACAGGUAUCUGACCAGCUGGUGGAGAUUAACGGCGACAGCACGUCAGGGAUGACUCACAGUCAGGCUGUGGAGCAGAUCAGGAGAGGAGGACAUCGAAUCCACCUUGUCCUCAAGAAGGGAAACGGAUAUGUGCCUGACUACGGCCCUGAGGAAGGAGCCCUCUCCCCCUCCUCCUCUUCACACACAGAGGAGCAGGAUGUGGAUACAGUCACCAUGACAACCGCCUCCCUCAGCCAGCAGAGGGGAGGAGGAAGUGGUACAGGAGGAGGAGACGGAGGGGGAGAGAUAAGGAGGAGGACAAGGAGAGAGGGAGAAACCAAACGAAGAACAGGAGGAGGAGGAGGAGAGUUAGGGCCUCCUGAUCUGGACCUGGACCUGGUGGAGGAGGAAGCACGGGAGGAGGAGAGGAGGGAAGAGGAGAGGAGGAGGAGAAGUCAGAUUGUCAGGCCAAAGGAGAAGCGGAAUGUCCAAAUGGAGGAGUGUAGGAGCAGCAAGAGCUUACCCAGGAUCAGUGCUCGAUCCUGGGACGCACGCUUGCCAGAGGAGAGGGUGGAUGUGGAGGAGCCUGGAGGUGGAGGGAGAGAGAGGAGGAGAAGGAGCGAGAUGAAGAGCAGGAGGAGGGCAGAGGCAGGCCGAGACGAAGUGGAGAGGGAGGAGAGACGGGACAGUCCCACCCGCCAUGCAAAGCAUUCUGGGCACUCGGCAGCGGCUCAGAGAGCGCCGUUCUCCUUCCUCGGGCCAAUGGACGACGACGAGCAUCUGUCUGACAGCGAAUCAGCAGCCAGCUACUCAGAAGUCAGCCAAUCAGCAGCUAGCAUCACCACCGUGGGUUGGAGGCAGAAUUUUGACUGGAGGAGAGCAGAGUCUCCAUGGGAAGUGGGGAACGCGCCGGGCCCCUGGCUGAAGCCGAGCCCACAGAGACUGACGCAGGCUCUGAUUGGCAGUCGAUUCAGGGGCGGGCUCUCUCUCUGAUUGGCUCACAGCGAGACAUUCUCUCUUUUCUUCAUCAGCUACCUUUUAAGGGCUUUUUGAUUGGGCUGCAGAGAGAAGACCCGCCUCUCCCUGCUUCUUAUUGGAUGACAGCAGCAAGCUGUUUCUGAUUGGAGGAUGAAAGGCUAGCUAGAUCAAGGACUUUUUUAUUGGCUGGUGGGUGGGUUUUUGAGGUCCCUGAUUGGCCAAUGAAAUAACAGCUGCACACAGAGCCGCCUAAUUAACCUUUUUUUAUUUUUAUUUUUACCCAUCAUCCCUCAGUGCAUCCUGAGACCUGUAUCAUGAGCGAGUCAUCCAGCUCUCAUUGGGCUGAACUUUCUGGUGUCAUCACGCUGGUGCACAUCACCACGGUAACAGAUGACAUCAGAAACUAACAGCCCGACUACUGACCAAUCAGAUCAGUGCAGUCAUCAUUCUACAGCAUCCUGAUGGGGACAAAGUAAUGAAGAGCAACAGAUGUUUCUACAGUUCAGUAAUGACGAUAUACAAACACAGAAUGGAAAUUUUAGUUUCACUAACAGACAAAUGAAUGACGAUCAUAUUCUUCAGAUUAUUUUAAUUUGGUAAUUUGAAUAACUUCCUUUAAGUUGCGCGGUGCGCAGGCUGCAGGAGCAUCGCUGCUCUUUAGACCAAAUGAGACGACUGCAAAUAAGAAAGUCUAUAAAAUAAAUACACGUAUCAUAAAUGAGCCCACUGACAUUUAUCACCUCACUAACAAUAUUAAUGUCUCAGCUGACUGACACAAUAAUUAACAACAAUAAUCAUUUUAAACAGCGACAGAGUUCAGAGGAGCGCUGAGGGUGAACAGCUCAAACGUUCCUCAGCUGGUUCACAUGAAGGUUUUAUGUUUUACAAGUGUUCAGAUAUUUUCUGUUCACAUCUGUAGCUGCAGCUUUAUUCCACAACAGAAACGUGAACGUUGGCUGAAGAAGAACGUUUGUUAUCUGACUCAAAGUUUUUCACAGAGGGAAUUAUGGGACAUUUUCUUAAAUCAGAACGCACUCUCAACAUGUUUAAAAACAUGUCAGCUGAUUAUUAACAUGUAUGUUCUGUUUUAUUUUAAAUAUGCAGAUGAGGCAGUCUAAUUAAAUAUGUGCCCAUUUUCAUAAAUGUCCAGAACAGAAAUCUAAAAUAAAAUAACACCUGAAUGUCUUUUUGGACAUGUUCUGUCCUCGAGUCUGAAGAAGACUCAGAACCUGUUUCCUCUCAACCCACCGAGCCUGAAACUGAACUACAGGAAGAUGAAACAGCAGCAGGUCAGACGGAACCAGCUGGUGACCCGCUCCAUGAUACCAGUCAGCAGGUGACUGACGCUGGGCUGAUGAAGGCCCUGUGACAUCAUCCUCAUCCUCAUCCUCACCUCUUUGACUUUAAACUCGUAUGCAAACAACAUGAGAAGCUUCAGCCUCGCCCGGCUCACUGAAGCCGCUGUUUUUGUGAUUCUGUGUAAUCUGGGCAUGUGAAUAUCACCGGAAUGAUUUUUAUUUUUAUAAGCUGAACAUGUAAAGGAUCAAUGACACUAUUAUUAUUAUUAUUAUUAUUAUUAUUACUAGAGAUUAAACAGACCCACAGAUGA
Molecule: messenger RNA, 6091 nt
Organism: Acanthopagrus latus (yellowfin seabream)
Lineage: Eukaryota; Metazoa; Chordata; Actinopteri; Spariformes; Sparidae
Gene: magixa
Product: MAGI family member, X-linked a
Exons: 21
Coding region: 385-4497 (1370 amino acids)
Biological process (GO): signal transduction
Cellular component (GO): cytoplasm
Molecular function (GO): protein binding
Source: RefSeq, a predicted model, not a curated record